Molecule: messenger RNA, 1523 nt
Organism: Chrysoperla carnea
Lineage: Eukaryota; Metazoa; Arthropoda; Insecta; Neuroptera; Chrysopidae
Gene: Es2
Product: splicing factor ESS-2 homolog
Exons: 3
Coding region: 33-1523 (496 amino acids)
Cellular component (GO): catalytic step 2 spliceosome
Source: RefSeq, a predicted model, not a curated record
CGUUUGAAGGAAAACACAAGGAAAACGUCAAAAUGAGUAAAGAAAAAGAUAAAUUAGUGAAUACACCUGGGCAUAAAGCAUUACAAACCAUGGAAUCGUUGAAUAAAGAAUUAGUUUUUAAAGUACCUAAAGUUCCAGCACGCAAAACAACAACGAAAAUUUUAGACGAGGAAUCAUACAUUGAGGAAAUGGGUAAAAUUAUCGAACGUGAUUUCUUCCCAGAUUUAGAGAAACUAAAAGCACAAAAUGAUUAUUUAGACGCAUUAGAACGUAACGAUCGAGAUAAAUUACGUGAGAUAUUUGCGAAAUAUUCCGAAGGCCGUUUACCUCACACUGAACCGCGUUUAGCAAGUCCUGCAACAUUUGAAACACCUGCAAACUUACAUAACGAACCAACAUUGACACCAGACAUAUCAAAACGUACAUCAACGACACCUCCACGAGAAGAUGAUCUUGAAUCCAAUUCCGAUAUCAAAAAGAGUAAAAUAUCUUUAGAUUCGUAUUUAGCGACUCAUACGUCAGAGGAUAAUAAAAGUUUUACGGAAAUAAUGGAAGAAACGGAACAAAAACAUCGAAUUAAGUAUUCGUACUUAUACAACGAAGAAACGAAAAAUUUAAGUUUAGCAUUACCAUCAAUUGAACAACAAGCUCAAAUUACAGAGCGACCGUUUAAUGUUGAUGGUUGGAAUUAUAAAAAUAAGAAUUAUAUUAUGUAUGUACCGGAUGGGGUGGAAUUAACGAAACAAGAGUUGAUUGAAAUGAGUAAAAAGCGAAAAGAAAUUGUACACGGAAACACACGAUUACAGGCGAAUCCAUUUGAUGAGGAACAAAGUAAAGAAACUAUUUCUGAAUUGGCGAAGUCACAGGCAAAAAUUUUAGAUGGACGUAUUGGAGUUGAUGGUAAAGAAUUAAUUCAAUCGGAAACACCACAAGUACUAGGUUUUAGUUUAGUACGAACACCAUCUCCAUGUCCUGGAGUUGCUGAGAGUCCAUUAAUGACUUGGGGACAAAUUGAAGGCACACCAUUUCGAUUAGAUGGAAGCGAUACACCGUUAACAAGAUCACAAGGUCCGUCAUUUAAAAUUGCAGAUUUACCAAAACGAGAAAAACUUGCUUUAGCACUAGCUGAAAAAGUUGGCGAACGGCAUCGUGAUCGAAAACAAAAAGCAAUACAAGCUGCAAGACGACAACUAGCAACACCAUCACCAAGUCCAUCAAGUUUACGACGUUUAGAAACUAUGUCACCGGCAGCAAGACGUUUAGCAGCCUCUUCACGACUAGGUGAUUUAGCAUUACGUGCAUCCUAUUCACCAAGUCCAUUAUUGUCAGGAACACGUGGUACAACCAGUAGACUAACGUCUUCAUCUGCACAUAGUAAUUUAGUUCGAACACCGAGAAGUAAUAAUCGACCUGCAACACCGAAAACACCACGUAGUGUUGGUGUUACACUAAACAAAAACUUAACAGACAAUUUAUUACAUAUUUCAGUUGCAAAACGUGCAAAAGCUAGUGAUUUUUUUUAG